GCCGGCUGCUGGUGAUCGUACUUAGUAGGUUGAACUGCCGAGGGGACACUGCAUAUUAGGCUUUUACAUACAUAGAUAAUACCCCAAAUGAGCCUCUAACCAUUACUUAGUUCUUACGAUCCUAUAUGUAAAAGGGACAGUUUAUAUCUACUACUUGUGGUUUUUAAUAUAAAAAUUUUUAUGAAAGUACAUAAAAAAUUUCAGAUUUCUUGUUUCUUAUUUUGAAGGCUCAAAAUUAAUAUAUAGGUAUUAUGUUUAUCUUAUGUUUAGGAUUUUAUGAAAAUGGAAAAUUAUGAGGCAUUUGUAGGCUUUGAUCUCUGUCAGAUGCCACUUUCCAGUGUUGCUCAGAAGAUUAUGUCUGCUAUGCAUUCAGGUGAUUUAGUGGAGCCUAAGAAUUGGAGAGAGAGUGAAAAGACUGCAGAAGUGGUAAACAAACCCAGUGUUAAGUAUUCAGUACUACCUGAAGAUGGGAAGAAUCAAGCACUGGAAAAAAUGGAUCUUCAUUCUUUCACAAGCCAGACAUCAAGUGCUUCCCUCAGACUCUCUCAGUCCUCCAGUAUCAGACUCACAGAUCAGCUGUUUACUGAGCAAAGACAGAACAUCAGCUCACAGGCUCCUUGCAGCUGUCCAACUCCACAGUGUAACCAAGCGGCUUCCGUUCUACAGGAGAAGGAACAUAAAAGAAAACACUUCCUAAAACAAUAUCUAAAUAAUGAAAAUAAAGAAAACAUGAAUCUUAAAAGAAAACAUAUUACAUGUCAUAAUUCACCAGAGAAAACAAGCAAACAUACGGCAUUGAAAGAAGAUGCUGAGGAGGUAGAAGCCGCCCUGAAUUCCGGGAACUCAGGGGCACUCAGAAACCAGUUCUGUGACAUCAGGCAUUUGGAUGAUUUGGAGAAAAGCCAGCUGAUGGAAAUGCUCAGACAGGCAGCAUCCCUGGUGGUAACUCUGAUGUACAAGGAUGGUUCAACCCAACUAAGAGCUGACCAGGCUCUAGUUUCCUCUGUGAAAGGAAUUGUGAUGUUGCUACAGAGCCACGCAGAACGCCGUGGUGCUCCGGCUGCCUCAGCCCCUGGCCGUGUUCUGGAGGCAGGAGUCAGACCCAGCGGUCGGUGCAUCUACAUAGAAACGGUGCAGUCUGCUGUUUGGAGCCAAGAACAAGAAGCACAUAAUCAGUUUGCCAGGAAUGUGCUGUCUCAGAUCCUGAAAUGUACCUGCCCUGUGAUUUGUUUCAAUGCUAAGGACUUUGUGAGAACCGUGCUGCAGUAUCUGGGUGAUGAUGGCAGUUGGAAGCACGUGGCUGACUUUGUCGGGCUGGACCCUAGGAUUGCCGCUUGGCUUAUAGAUCCUCGUGAGGCCGCACCCUCUUUUGAGGAUUUAGUGGCGAAAUCCUUCGGAAACGCCAUCACGGUUAAAGUGAGCAGCACGUAUGGGAAUUCCUCAAGAAAUACUGUGAAUCAGAAUGUAUGUGCGAACCUGAGGGUCCUCCACAGGCUUACGAUGGACCUCUGUUCUCAGCUGAAGGCUCAUGGUUUAUGGCAGCUGUUCUGUACCUUGGAGCUUCCUCUGAUACCCAUUUUGGCAGUGAUGGAAAGCCACAGCAUCCGGGUGAACAAGGAAGCCUUGGAGAGGACCUCCGCGCUCCUCGGGUCUCGUCUCAAGGACCUGGAACAGGAAGCCCACUUUGUGGCGGGAGAGCAGUUCCUCGUAACCAGCAGCGCCCAGCUUCGGGAGAUCCUCUUUGGCAAGCUGAAGCUGCACCUGCUGAGCCCCACGGAGACGCUUCCCAAGACGGGGCUGCGAGGCCACCUGUCCACAUCCGAAGCCGUGUUAACUGCUCUGCAAGCCCUCCACCCAUUACCCAAGGUCAUUUUGGAAUACAGGCAGGUUCACAAGAUCAAGUCGACCUUUGUGGACGGGCUGCUCGCCUGCGUUAAAGAGGGCGCCAUCUCCUCCACGUGGAACCAGACGGGGACAGUGACCGGAAGGCUCUCCGCCAAGCACCCGAACAUCCAAGGCAUCUCCAAGCACCCAGUCCAGAUCACUAAGCCUCGGGAUUAUACAGGGAAGGAAGAGGCCGCCCUCACCAUCUCCCCGAGGACCAUGCUUGUCUCCGCCCGGGGCCACACCUUCCUGGCAGCAGACUUUGCGCAGAUUGAGUUGCGCAUUCUUGCACACUUAUCUGGGGACCCAGAGCUGCUGAAGCUAUUCCAGGAACCUGAGAGCGACGAUGUCUUUUCCACGCUGACUGCGCAGUGGAAGGACAUCCCCGCAGAGCGUGUGACGCACACAGACAGGGAGCAGACCAAGAGGGUGGUGUACGCCGUGGUGUACGGAGCAGGGAAGGAGCGGCUCGCUGCCUGCCUUGGAGUUCCUGUUCCAGAAGCCUCCCGGUUUUUGAAAAGUUUCUUGCAGAAGGCUGGCCGGGCAUCCCUGGGCCUGGGGGGUGCGUCCCAGAGAAGCCUGCAGCCACUGGUCCUCAUGGAGACCAUAGCCCUGACCAUCCUGGGCCCAGGAGCCCCACUUGAGAAGAACGGCUAUGUGGCGUCCAUCAUGGGCAGGAGGAGGCCGCUGCCAAGGAUCCACGCGCGGAACCCGCAGCUCCGGGCACAGGCAGAGCGGCAGGCGGUGAACUUCGUGGUGCAAGGCUCGGCCGCAGACCUCUGCAAGAUGGCCAUGAUCCACGUCUUCGCAGCAGUGGCCGCGUCCCCAACCCUGACGGCCAGGCUGGUUGCCCAGAUCCACGAUGAGCUGCUGUUUGAGGUGGAAGAUGCGCAGGUGCCCGAGUUUGCAGCUCUGGUCCAGGGAGCCAUGGAGGCCUUGCAGCACGUGAGGGCGCUGGAACUGCAGCUGCAGGUGCCCCUGAAGGUGAGCCUGAGCACUGGCCACUCCUGGGGACACCUGGUGCCACUGCAGGAGGCCCCGCCUCGGCCACGCCCCCAUCCUGCCACGUCUCCACGCAAUCGCCUGGCCAGACCGCACCUGCCGUCUUCCCCUGCGUUUCAUCCGUAGCCCCAGCGACAGCGGGGGCAGAAUUGGCUCCCCAGCCCCUGGGUGGCCUCCCCGAGGCCAGAGCUGGUGUCUGCUGGCUGGUGGCUGGAGCAGGACAUGGCCUGGCCAAGUGCACCCUCUGGGUCCUCACCCGAGUAAACGCCGUCCACAAAGCU
Molecule: messenger RNA, 3167 nt
Organism: Myotis davidii
Lineage: Eukaryota; Metazoa; Chordata; Mammalia; Chiroptera; Vespertilionidae
Gene: POLN
Product: polymerase (DNA directed) nu
Exons: 25
Coding region: 277-3012 (911 amino acids)
Biological process (GO): DNA-templated DNA replication; double-strand break repair
Molecular function (GO): DNA binding; DNA-directed DNA polymerase activity
Source: RefSeq, a predicted model, not a curated record